Molecule: messenger RNA, 1604 nt
Organism: Pseudoliparis swirei
Lineage: Eukaryota; Metazoa; Chordata; Actinopteri; Perciformes; Liparidae
Gene: cyb561
Product: transmembrane ascorbate-dependent reductase CYB561
Exons: 6
Coding region: 148-900 (250 amino acids)
Cellular component (GO): lysosomal membrane
Molecular function (GO): oxidoreductase activity
Source: RefSeq, a predicted model, not a curated record
CUUCCUCUCAGGCAGGGACGGGACUCUCACUCCUGCUCCGGUCAGCGCGAGACACGCGACGGUACGCACGCGGCGACAGGUAACAGGUGACGUCAUCCAGUGCGUCCUGUGCUCGUGGACGUGUGGCGGCAGAACAGCAACAAGAACAUGGAGGCCCCGCUCGCUGCCCGCUCCGGGUUCCCGUGGCUGGUGGGCGCGUCGCAGCUGGUGGGUCUGACGGCGGUGGUGCUCACCGGCGUGUGGAUGGGCAUCUACCGCGGCGGCUUCGCCUGGGACGGCUCGGCCCGGGAGUUCAACGUGCACCCGCUCUGCAUGGUGCUGGGCCUGGUGUUCCUGCAGGGCGACGCCAUCCUGGUCUACAGAGUCUUCAGGAACGAAGCCAAGAGGAACGUGAAGAUGCUGCACGGCGUCAUCCACCUCAUGGCCCUCGUCAUCAGCAUCAUCGGGAUUGUAGCGGUGUUUGACAACCACAGACAAGCAAAGUACCCACACAUGUACACUCUACACAGCUGGUGCGGCAUGGCGACCAUGGUCUUCUUCUGCAUACAGUGGGUGCUGGGUUUGAUGUUCUUCGUGUUUCCCGUCGCGUCGUCAUGGUUACGAGCGUCGUACCUGCCCAUCCACGGGUUCUGCGGCACGAUGAUGCUGGUGACGGCCAUCGGGACCAGCCUGCUCGGCAUCACGGAGAACCUCCUCUUCAACAUCAUGCCCACCUACUCCCAGUUGCCCCCAGAGGGGGUGCUGGCCAACGUGUUGGGGAUCCUGCUGGUGCUCUUUGGGGUGCUGCUGUGCUACCUGAUCACCAGGGACGAGUACCGGCGCCCGCCCAACCCCGAGGAGGAGGCGCUGUCCGUCCACUUCAAGACCCUGACCGAGGAGGGGUCGCCCACCACACCGUGACCCCCCCCCCCCCAUCUUAAUGCCGUGUGCUGCCAAGAAACUCGCUCGUGUUACAAGUGUCUGUUAUCAGCUGGUGACGGAAUGUUUUCAGUCUCCACAAAAUCAACAGAGUGAGACCUCUUCUCCCGGGAAAACGAUUCAACUCAGUUUAUUUUGUAGAGCCUAAAAUCACAAAUGAUCCUCAGAGGCCUUUAGAAUCGUUACUCCUACCACAUCCCUGACCUUUGACCUCACAUCGGAUCAGGAGGAACCCUUUAACACGGAUACAAAGGGGAGAAACCUUCGGUGUUAAGAUGUUUAACAAUCAUUUAUAUUCAGAAUUUAAGCUUUUCAAUGCAUUACUUUCAAUCUAGUAAACCCUGCGUGGUGCAUGUCAGCCUCUUGUGGCCAAAACAAGUAUUACAACAACAACCACUCGCUCAUCUAGACCAAAAACACUCAACUGUUCACAAACCAAAGCUUCUAUUCAUUGCCAGUUUCACGACAAGUUUGACGACUUGAUGCAUUUUGACCAAAAGACGUGACAUUCCUAUAUUUCCACGUGUUUAUCCCAAACUAAAUAUCUGAUGUUCGAUGUUUCCUGAGUUCAGGCUCCGCCCCCGCGCCUAACAGAGUGAACCCUGCUGAAUGUUGUUGAAUGUUCUGUUAGUGGGAGGUUUUAAUGUCAAUGUGAACACCUGAUGGAAAUAAAUAUGUGUAGCGGC